This is a messenger RNA of Gavialis gangeticus (Gharial), 1572 nucleotides long. RefSeq lists its product as uncharacterized. The transcript has 6 exons. Lineage: Eukaryota; Metazoa; Chordata; Crocodylia; Gavialidae. The record is from RefSeq and is a predicted model, not a curated record. The coding region runs from base 163 to 1572 and encodes 469 amino acids.
UAGCUUGGGCCACUGACCCCUAAACCCCAGGCUCAUUGUAAUGUGAAUCCACCAUUGAAUGAUACUGAAGAGCAGUGUAAGAGUAAAUGUGGUAGAUGGGAGGCAAGUUCUUGCUGCAGUCGCAUACACUUGCACCGAAACCCUGCAAACAGCUUGGGAAGGAUGGAUGACCCCAAUGAGCUGGAGGUCUGUACUGAGUGUGGAGAAAGGAAAUAUGGUGACAUCAUUUUUCAUAAACUCUACUGCUAUGACCUCUACAUCCCUUCAGCAACUCCACCACAAAAUAAGAAGCAAAUUGACGUAGACAAUUUCAUUGACGAAAAGAUUGUGACAGUUCUGGAGAAGAAUGGCUUUCUCUGCUACCAUGGUUACAGGAAUUUCACUGGAGGAGAAAUGAUCAUACAGGCCAUAAGCAAACCCAUGAAGAUUAUCCCAGUAACUCUUAUACCAAUCUACAAAGACCAUGAUUUCUUAAAACUUCAAGAUAUGCUUAUAACACCAGCAAUGUUGAAGAGAAUUGUGCUGCUUUUGUUUGAUGCUACUCAGACUGAACCUGUUCUCUUGCAAUGUUGCUUCUCAAUAGACAUAAAUGACCCCCAGCUUUUACCCAAAAUAAUAAAAACCAUUGAACAUCAUAGGACACAAAUCCCAGUGAGCAGAAGAAAAGAGAUAGCUCUGGGGGAAGGUGACACAGAGUCUACUUCAUCCUCGUCCCUUAUUACGGGCAGAGAAUAUCUUUUCACUCCCAUGGGUCCUAUUUCAAGCCCAGCUGAUAUUAGCCUCCUCUUCCCUUCAGAAAUCAAAGACAUCUUGAAAGAUGUGUCCUGCUUGCCAUUUCGUGAUCAAGUGGGUUGUUUGCUAAACUACUGUGAAGAUGGCAGAGAAGCGGUCAGAGCACAUGCCUGCCGGGCACUGAUCAGGACCAUGAGGAAAAACAUUUUGACUUUCUCUGGGAUGGCAGACUUGGAAGACUUUGAGCAGACAAUAGGAAUGCUUCUCCAAAACAACACACUUGGCUCUCACCUGGAGCCUUGCCUUCAGCUGGAGAAGCUCUACUGUUGGACCCUGGCUGUGAUUUUCAUUAACAUCUCCAUGGUGUACAAUGUGAGGCUGAGGGCUAAGCUGCGGGCUCUGACUUUUACAAAACAAAACAUCCCCUCAGAGGAGAUAAAUUAUGAGUAUCUCUGCUUUAAUGCCUACCAGAAAAUCAACACUGCCAUCUGCACUGCAGCUAAGAAACCCAAAGCCUGGCCAAAUUUCAUGGCAAUGUAUGUGAAGCACCUGAAACAUUUCCUGCAAAUACUGGAGCGGAGAGUGUCUUUCACAAAUGAGAGAGUUCUGCAGUUCCACUCCAUCCAGAAACAGCUGCAGAGGAUCCCCUGGGUGGUAAGACACAUCUUCAUCCUGGUUAUCACUGAGAAGGUUUUUGAAGAAAAGCUUCUUGUGAUUGGCUAUUUGUUCCUCUUUAAUGUCUGCACAAAGAUGGGGAAAAAGCACUGGGAGAUUUCACUGGAAAUAGUUGAACGUGUUACUGAACAUAUCCAAGAGAACCAUACUCCAGUGUGUACUUAA